AUGGCCUCCGAGAGCAAGGUUGCCGAGCCGGUGGCGCCGACCAAGCGGCCGUCGUCGCCGCGCCGCUUCUUCGCCCGCAUCUACGGCGCCGACUCACCACCCCCGGCGCCGCAGCCGACCGCCCCCGUGCCGCCUGUCACGCUGAUGGUGGCGCCGUACCUGCACCGUGCGUUGGCCGCCGGCGCCGACACCAACGCCUUCGCCGCUGGGUUUUCCGCCUUCCUGGCUCGGCGAAGGCGUAAAGAAGGACGUGGUCCUCGUCGGCAGAGAACCACAUUCAGCUCUGAGCAAACCUUGCGUUUGGAAUUGGAAUUUAGCAGAUCUGAGUACAUCUCUCGGUCACGGAGAUUUGAACUGGCGGAAAGACUGUCCCUAACCGAGACGCAGGUCAAAAUUUGGUUCCAAAACCGCAGGGCAAAGGACAAGAGAAUCGAAAAGGCGCAGCUCGACCAACAUUACCGGUGA
Cloeon dipterum is the source of this 465-nucleotide messenger RNA. RefSeq names its product homeobox protein rough-like. The record is from RefSeq and is a predicted model, not a curated record. Gene Ontology annotation, molecular function: DNA binding; DNA-binding transcription factor activity, RNA polymerase II-specific. The transcript is spliced from 2 exons. Bases 1 to 465 code for a protein of 154 amino acids. NCBI's taxonomy places the organism in Eukaryota, Metazoa, Arthropoda, Insecta, Ephemeroptera, Baetidae. Gene Ontology annotation, biological process: regulation of DNA-templated transcription.